AUGGCGACCAACGAGGAGCUGUUCCGACAGAUGCAGGCCCUGACCGCGGAGGUGCAGAGGCUAAGCGAGGAGAACGCUCGACUUCAGCGCGAGCAGCAAGGCGGGCUCCAGGCCAUCCCGGCCCUCGUGGAUGCUGUGACCCGCCUGACGGGUAGGCCCGACCAGUUCCAGAGGCUCGUCGACACGAAAGGGAUCGGCAAGCCCUCGGUGUUCGACGGGUCGGAAGCCAAGUACCGCGAAUGGGCUGCCAAGUUCGAGUCGUUCGUAGUCGGAGUCUUCGGCGAGCAGUUCAGGGCGGUGCUGGAGUGGAGCGUCGAGCGGCACGACUCGAUCGAUCGCGGGCUCUGGCAGGCGGCUUUCGGGCCGCACAGCGAAGGCGAGAUCGACCACAUCGACGAGAUGGUGGCGCAGCUGCACACGGCGAUCCAGCAGCUCGUGACGGGCGACAUCACUCAGAACGUCGACAAGGGCAACGGGCUCGAGUGCUGGAGGCGCCUCGCGAGGAGGUUCGACCCUUCCACCGGCGGGCGGAAGCGGAACUUGUUGAAGCAGGUGCUCUCGCCCGGGCGCUGCAAGCUCGAGGAGCUCGCGGGUGCCCUGGAGAGGUGGGAGGAGGCCGUGAAGCGGUACGAGUCCAGGAGGGACGACGACGGCAACCGCGAGCGGCUCUCGGACAGCGUGCGGAUGUCGGCCUUGGAGAGCCUACUACCGGCUGAGCUCGAAGAACACGUUCUUCUCAACCAGAGCCGCCUGAACACCUACGAGCUGCUCAGGAGGGAGAUCGCGUCAUACCUGGAGGCCAGGACCGGUGCUCGACUUCGAGACGCCCCGGUGCUCACCAAGGCGCAGCGCGACCCCAACGCCAUGGACAUCGGCGCCCUGGUCCGCGCGCACCAGAGCGGGAAGACCGGCAAGGACAAGGGCGGCAAGGGCAAGACGGGCACUGGCAAAGGCAAGGACGACAAAGUUAAGAAAGGAGGUAAGGGCUCAGGUUCAGGCUCAGGCAAGGGGUCUGACACGUCCCACCUCGUCUGCUGGAACUGCGGGCGUUCGGGGCACAAGAGCUCGGACUGCUGGAGACCGUCGGCCUCGGCGGAGGUGAUCGCCAAGGCUAAGGCUAAAGCCAAGGGCAAGCAGAAGCCGAAGGGCGGCGGCAAGCACGACGCGGGCGCGCUGGACGUCGGGAAGUCCGAGGAGGAGCCCCCGGGCGACUGGGAGCCAGAGGACCACAUGUUCUUGGAGCUGUUCUCCGCCGAGCGCGAGGAGAGCGCGAAGGAGGUGAACAGGAGGAUCGUGGACGACAAGGGCUGGGUGAAGGUCAACUUCGACAGCGGAUGCGCGAGCUCGGUGAUCCCCCGCGCAUGGACUCCAGCGACUUCGGCCCCUUCGAGUCAGAGGUUCAAGACGGCGAGUGGUGGUAUCAUCGCAGACGAGGGCGGCGGGGUGUUGGGGGGCGUCAACGAGAAUGGCGCCAGGAUGCGCCUCGCCGGGCGCAGGGCUGCCGUUACCAAACCCCUCGUCUCGGCCAGCGAGAUGCUCAGGAAGAGGAUCGGCAUCCUGGACGAGAGCUGCGGCAUGGUGAUCGAGAAGGGUUCCACUGCCGGACGGGCGAUCAUGAAGCUGGUCGCUAAGCUCAAGGAGACUGGAGCGCUGGAGAACAACAUCAGGUUGCACCAGGAGCGCGGGGUACACAACGCCUACCUGAAGUUGCCGGAGGAGAAGGCCAGGGAGCUGGAGCAGCUGCCGCUGAACACGAUCGAGUCGGAGCUGGCCCAUCCCCAGCCGACCGCUCUCGAGAUCGAGGAGCACGAGGCGCAGGGCCACGUCCACUUCAGGUCCUGGUGCCCUUCGUGCUGUGCAUCGCGUGGGACUGGCCAAGCGCAUCGUGGACAUCAACCUGCUGAGGGAGAGGUCCCUACGGUCGUCACCGACUACGGCUACCUCAACGCUAGCGAGUCGGACAGCAGAGGCCGCGACGCCAGCUCUGCGAUCACGGUGUUGGUGAUGCACGACUGCUUGCCGAGCGGGACGGGCUGCUACGGCGCGAGCUCGGUCCCGGCCAAGGGGAAGGACGACUUCAGCUCGAGCGUGGCGGUCGACUUCUUCAAUCACAUCGGCCACAAGAGGUGCAUCUACCAGUCGGACGGCGAGAACCCGCUGCUGGCGCUCAAGAGGGACGUCUGCAGCAAGGCCGAGGGGAAGGAGCUGCUGCUUCGCGAGAGCCCGGUGGGAGAGCACCAGGCGAAUGGAGCAGCCGAGAACGCGGUGAAGGUCAUCAAGGGCGUCGUCAGGACGGUGCUGGUGUCGGCCCAGGCCAAGUGGAAGCAUCGUCUGCCGUUCGGGCACCCGCUGAUGCUGUGGGCCCCCACCUAUGCGGCCCAGAUGCUGAAUAGGUUCAAGAUCGGCGACGACGGCAAGACGAGUGAGCAGAGGAGGUCUGGCAAACGCUGGGAGAAGGUGACGGUUCUCUUCGGCGAGCGCAUCCAGGUGAAGAAGCUGGUGAAGGACUCGCUCAAGCGCGACCUGGAACCCCGCUGGGUCACGGGCUACUACGCGGGCCACACCAGCAGGAGCGGCACGGCGCUGGUGCUCACCUCGAAGGGGGUGCAGCGCGGCACGGCGAUCUCACGCCUGCCGCCCGCCGAGCGCUGGGCCUGGAACGAGGAAGAGGUCCUCGGGCUCAAAGGCAAGCCUUGGGACUGGAAGGGCGGCGAGGAGCGCUACGCGGCAGCUCCGGCGGACGUCGCCCCGAGAGCUGGGCGCAUGGAUGCGCCAGUGGUGGUGGCGCUGCCAGCAGCCGCGGAGCCGCGAGACGUGGGCUUCUACGUCACCAGGGCCAACAUCCUGGACGCGGGCAUCGGGCCGACCGAGGGCUGCGUCGCCUGCGAGAACCUGGUGGCUACUGGUCGCGCAGGAAUUGCCCACUCGGAGCUGUGCCGACAGCGCGUGAUCGAGGCGCUGGCGGCUCGAGCCCCGAGAGACCUCGAGGGCAGGAGAGGCGCGAAGCAGCCUAUGGCGGUGGACCUUCGGGGCGCGGCCCCGAGGCCUGGAGCCAGCAUCCGCGGCGGCUUCGGGCUCAGGAGGCCCGGCGCCGGCGCUGGACCUGCUGCCAUGGAGACGGGCGGACUCGAGGAAGUGCCGCUCGAGUUGCAGUCGCUCGCGUUCUCGGAGUACUGCAACCCAGGAUGCUUCACUGAGCUUGCUGGGGAGUUUGGCAUGCUCCCAGGGCUAGCGGCGGACAUCAGCCUCAAGGACCGGGAGUCCCAGGAGGCGCUGGACAUGAGGAAGAUCGUGAACCAGCAGAGGUACAUGCAGGCGCUCGAGGACCAGGACCCCUACUUGGUCAUCGGGGCGCCGCCCUGCACGCGCGUCUCGAAGCUGACGAGCUUGAACCGCGGCAAGUACAAGGACCCGGAGGCGCACGCCAAGGCCGAGGAGGACGAUCGUGCGUUGCUUCGCUUCGGGAUGGAGGUCUACAAGGAUAGGCACGCCAAGGGCAGGUGGUUCUUGCACGAGCACCCUUGGGACGCCAAGUCGUGGGACGACGAGGCGGUGAAGGAGGUGAUCUCGCUCCCGGGGGUGUACCUCGUGCGAGGGGACAUGCGCGCCUGGGGCCUGGAGCUCAAGGGCGACGACGGGAAGGUCGGGCCGGUCAAGAAGAGCACCGGCUGGCUGACCAACAACGAGCGCCUUGCUAAGGCGCAGUCCUACACGCCUUCGCUACGCCGCGCGAUCUUGCAGGGGCUCAAGGAGGAGCUCGAGGUCGCGGGCGAGAUCAACUCGUUCGAGGGCGUCGGGCCGGUGCCAGACGAGGAGGCGCAGUACUUCAAGCCAGACGCCCCUCCAGGUGCAGCGGAGUCAGACAAUUGGUACUGGGACGACGUCAACGGGGGCUGGCUCGACCCUGCGGGGGUGCGGGCCGCGCGCCAGGAGGAGCUGGCCUGGAUGAAGCAUCGCGAGGUGUUCGAGCCGAGCGACGAGGAGACCUGA
Molecule: messenger RNA, 3990 nt
Organism: Prorocentrum cordatum
Lineage: Eukaryota; Dinophyceae; Prorocentrales; Prorocentraceae
Source: the annotation of a GenBank genome assembly